Paramacrobiotus metropolitanus is the source of this 711-nucleotide messenger RNA. RefSeq lists its product as uncharacterized. The transcript is spliced from 4 exons. NCBI's taxonomy places the organism in Eukaryota, Metazoa, Tardigrada, Eutardigrada, Parachela, Macrobiotidae. The record is from RefSeq and is a predicted model, not a curated record. The coding region runs from base 1 to 711 and encodes 236 amino acids.
AUGUUGACGGACAACGUCGAUGCCAACGAACUGAUCGCACCACUUCUCUUUAUCGGCCGACAUUCCGAAGCCGGGUGUCUGAAUCAUGUUGCCGUGACAAAAAGGUUUUCCUUCAAAGAUACGGUUACCGAAUUAAGCGUGCUGGAUGAUGAAUUGACGCGUGUACUGGAAUGUUUGGGUAGCGCACUGUCACCGAUUAUUAUUGCACUGAUCAUCGGGAAUUCAGCGUAUCUCGCCGCGCGGACUUCGUUGUGUUUCAUUGAGGGCGCGGCCGUGGGAAUCACCAAGAUUAUGGAUGUGGUGACGGCGCUAUCUUUUCCGCCACUGCAUCUCGGUUUUUUAUUGUAUUUUGCCGGCAAGCUGCAUGAAACGAGUUCUGACUCAAUCGAUUUGUGGAGGCGGUUAAUAAAAACACGACAACUGAGCAGAACCGAUGGCGAUGUGAAGGAAACGUGGAGUUGGUGGGAAGAAGACGCCUGCUUGCUGGUGCGGCUCAAGCUUGCUCAAUUCCGAUCCCAUGCCCUCGUACUUUUCCAGACAGCUGAUUUUAACCGACGAUUCGGCAAUACGCUGGUGACAGUCUUCCUAGGAUUUGUCUGCUUUGUUAUUGAGCGCUCGGAAAACUACAACCCGGUACCUUCGCCGCAAAUCCCACAGCCAGAAGCGAUAAACCAUACAAUAACUGUGAACUCCACCCAAAAUUUAAUUUGA